AUGAGCUCAGCUCUAGAUCUUGAUGGCUCUUCCAAGGGCACCGUGCUCAACGGCCCUUGCGACUGGAAACAAUGGAUUUCUAUCAUCAAGAAAUUCGCCACGUCCCACAGUCUUUGGGACUUUCUGGACCCUGCCGUCAAGGAGGGUAAGCCGGUUCUUCAGCAGCCAGUUGAACCAACAUUCCGACAAAUCAACCACGAAGCAUCUGAUCUCGUGGAUCUGACCUCGGAGGAAUUUCGCCGUCUCGAAUUCCUCCACACCCAAUACCGCUCGAAGCUUCAAGGGUAUAGGGAUCAAGUGAAGGCACUCGCCAGCCUUCAACAACACAUCGUCAAGACCAUCGGCAACUACUACAGCACCAUUGCCGAGGAACACGACGUUGCAAAGCAACUUGCCUUGCUUCAGGCUCGGCUUCCUGAUGUCCAGGACCUUCGCCCUACCCAAGAUUUCCUACAGGCUGUUUCGUCCAUCAACGCCCCAUUCACAGACUAUUGGGUCAACAAAAUGGAAGACGAGGCCGUAUUCGGCAAGCCUGAUUGGAAGACGGACUUCCCGGACGGCAUUAAGAUCAGUGAGAUCUUUGAACGAGCUCACCGAAUCAAGGCCGCCAACAACAGCAAAGGAUCAUUCGGAGCUGCCUUCCAAGGCAAGGGAGAGAAAUCGGAGAGGAAAGAGGACAAGCCUAAGUGGUCUUCAAGCAAGAACGCUGAUGGUGUUCCUAUGUGUGUCUGCGGAGAAUAUCACCGCUUCGUAGAUUGCUUCUAUCUCAUCAAAUCAGCUCGGCCUGAUGGCUGGACUCCUGAUCAGAAGGUUGAGAAGAAGAUCAAGGAAAUCCUCGACUCCAAUCCAUGGGCAAAGAAGAUGACGGAGAAAGCACAAGACUUCAAGAAGAAGGAAAUGGAGAAAUCGUCCGACUCCUCCGUUAAAGGCACAGCGUUUGCCGAGCCAGAAGAGCUCUUUGCAGGCGAUAGUCAACUUCAGAUCCUUGGCUACGGCACAGUCCACGAUCAGAUUAUAUUUCAUACGAAACGCCGCUUUCGUCAACCGGUCAUCGAGUUCAACCCGAUUAAGGAGGACUCUCACGCCUCCAAUUUCACAUCUUCAUCUGCACCUCGCACAGUGAAAACAGCAGAUGCUACGCUUUGGCAUAAGCGCCUAGGUCACUUGAACGCUCAAGCCCUAGAGCAUCUUGUUGAGAACACGACGGGUUCGAAGAUCAAAGGCCCAGUUACCAUCGAUUGCACCGCGUGUUCCCUUGGGAAGGAAAGAAGGUCGUCUCUCGCCGAACCCUCAAAACCGAGCCCCAGACCAUUCUGGAGAAUCUACGUUGAUAUCUUCAGUAUGAACACCUCAUUCAACGGCAAGGAAGCUGUUCUUCUUAUCAAAGAUGAAUUUACAAGCAUGAUCUUCAUCUACCUUCUGAAUGACGCGACACAAGGGUCCGUUAUGACUGCUUUGAGAAACCACGAGGCAAUGGUUCAACGCCAAUGGAAUCUCAACAUUUGCAUUAUCCACCGUGAUAACGAUCGUUCUCUUCAGAGUGCGUAUGAGAGCUGGAUCGAGGAAAAGGGAUUCAAGAUGAACCUUCUGCCCUUACACUCCCGCUCAAAACGGUUCUGCAGAGCGAUCUGGGGAGACUUGGAAAGCAGCAGUGUUUUGCACAACAGAUCGCCCAUGCAGAACCACAGCUUCCGAACGCCUUUCCAGCUGCUUCAUCAGUGGCUGCGAGACAACAACAGAGACAUAGGCUACCAGCAAGACCAGCCUGACAUCACGUUUCUCAAGGCAUACGGCUGCAGAGCCUAUCCCUUGACACCCCAGGCCCUUCAGAACAGACAGAAGAAGGACCUAAAGACCGACCCUCACACAGAAAUCGGUUAUCUCGUUGGAUAUGAUUCCACGAACAUUUUCAGGAUCUGGAUUCCGUCCACAUCAGAAGUCCGAAGGGUCCGAGAUGUGACCUUCAAUGAAAGCAUCUUCUAUGACGGAAAUGAUCAGCCACCAGAACCUAUCCCACAGCGCGUGGAAGUACAGCUUCCAGCCCACAUCGAGGACGAGUCGGAUUACGAGGAAAUCCCCACUCAAAUCGAUGAACCUGAACCUGACCCCGUUGAGCAAUCUCCCUCAACCUCAGACCAAGGAGACGCCACCACGAUUGUGGUACAACCCGAACCAUCUGAUCAUGAGGACUCGGAUGAUCAGGAUGAGUUUCAUGACAUUCAGCACCCAUAUCCGACACCGGACCCCGGUCCGAGUGACUCAGCCACGGCGCUCAGCCCGCUCACCAAAGCUCUGCCAGGCCAGAAAUUUGCUACUUUCGUCAAACAACUCGGUCUCGUCGAUAUCUCUACGUUGCUAGGGAUCUAG
This is a messenger RNA of Hirsutella rhossiliensis, 2367 nucleotides long. Its product is annotated as GAG-pre-integrase domain-containing protein. Gene Ontology annotation, molecular function: nucleic acid binding. Bases 1 to 2367 code for a protein of 788 amino acids. Lineage: Eukaryota; Fungi; Ascomycota; Sordariomycetes; Hypocreales; Ophiocordycipitaceae. The transcript has 5 exons. The record is from RefSeq and is a predicted model, not a curated record.